Messenger RNA from Gongylonema pulchrum, 1377 nucleotides. The record is from the annotation of a GenBank genome assembly. NCBI's taxonomy places the organism in Eukaryota, Metazoa, Nematoda, Chromadorea, Rhabditida, Gongylonematidae.
AUGGAAGGAAUCGAAGUGCGACGUAUUUUCUCGAAGUAUGGCGAAUCGCCGGCUGCCGUACGGGUGCACCAACAGGCUGCAAAAACGAUGCUCGACAUUGUUCAGUGGUCUUCAAUGCCACUGAUUUUUGUUAAGGAACAUCAGUAUGAUCUUGCUGUUAUCGGCGGUGGUUCUGGUGGCCUUGCAGCUGCGAAGGAAGCUGCUCGUCUUGGCAAAAAAGUUGUUUGCUUGGAUUUCGUUAAGCCAUCGACAAUGGGUACAACUUGGGGUUUGGGCGGCACAUGUGUCAAUGUUGGCUGCAUACCGAAGAAGCUGAUGCACCAAGCUGCCUUGCUGGGCGAGCAAAUCGAAGACGCGAAGAAAUUUGGCUGGCAAGUGCCUGCUGGGGAAAUCAAACUUGACUGGGAGCGCAUGAAGAGCGCGGUACAGGAUCAUAUUGCUUCGCUGAACUGGGGAUACAGGGUCCAGCUAAGGGAACGAUCAGUGACUUACAUGAACUCAUAUGCCACAUUUACCGGUUCACAUGAGCUGACCGCAAAAAACAAGAAAGGAAAAAUCGAAAAAGUUACAGCGGACAAGUUUUUGAUUGCGACCGGUCUGAGACCCCGCUUUCCGGAUGUUCCAGGUGCGCUGGAGUGUUGCAUUAGCAGUGAUGAUCUCUUUUCUCUGCCGUACAAUCCUGGGAAAACUCUUUGUGUUGGCGCAUCGUAUGUCUCACUGGAAUGUGCUGGAUUUUUGAGAGGCAUUGGUAACGAUGUUACGGUUAUGGUCAGAUCAAUUUUAUUGCGUGGCUUUGAUCAAGAUAUGGCUGAACGCAUACGAAAACAUAUGAUGGAACACGGCAUCAAGUUUGUCCAGUCUGUCCCAGUGAAAUACGAGAAGAUCCGGGAAGCAACGAAUAAUGGUCCCGGUCUGAUUAGAGUUCAUACCAUUCAGCAACGAGGUGAUGGCGUUAACGAGGAGGUUACCGAGGAUUUCAACACUGUUUUGAUGGCAAUUGGACGUGAUGCAGUAACAAACGAGUUAGGACUGGAAAAAAUUGGUGUCAAACGAACAGCGUCGGGCAAAAUUGUUGGAAGGAGAGAACAAAGCAUCAGUUGCCCAUACGUUUACGCGGUUGGCGAUGUGCUGAAUGGCUGCCCGGAACUUACACCAGUUGCGAUCCAGGCCGGCCGAGUGUUGAUGAGGCGUAUAUUCACCGGCAAUUCUGAGCUUACUGAAUACGACAAAGUACCAACAACUGUCUUCACACCACUGGAAUAUGGUUGCUGUGGCUUAUCUGAAGAAGUUGCCGUUCAAAAGUGUGUUUUUUCUAGUACCUCUUCAGCACUUCAGUUUUGGCCGUGUAACCAUUAUUCUCGUGCUAGAGUUUUUUAG